Molecule: messenger RNA, 471 nt
Organism: Cooperia oncophora
Lineage: Eukaryota; Metazoa; Nematoda; Chromadorea; Rhabditida; Trichostrongylidae
Source: the annotation of a GenBank genome assembly
AUGAUUGGAAUGGUCAAUGUGCAGUGCGAUUCACCAAUAGACUUCUAUGCUGCGGCACCUGUUCAUUUAACUCCACGGAACUCCAGACGGGAAAUAAACGGACGUAAGCAGCAGCUUCAAUACCAGUUUUCAAAUAAUAACCAAGCCUACCAUAAAGAACGAUUUCGCAUCGAGGCCUCCUAUGAAGCGAACCCCGUCCUACUGCGACGCAUUGUUCAGCGAGCCACAAGCUACAAAAUUGAAUACUCUCCUGACGGAAGAAAAAUGACCGACGGUGUUAUAACGGAGGAUGAAAUUCAGAGCCCUGUUGACUCGUACAAGACAUUAGAAUCAGAAUUGGCAAAGUUGAAUGUCAAAGGUGAGGGUAGACCCGUCACUGUACCGCUUCCACCUACUCACUUGGUGUCUCCGAAUCGAAUUGAAGGUGUUGAAAUGCAGUUGGAGGAAGAGGAAUCGAGCGAUCGAAAGUGA